Messenger RNA from Teleopsis dalmanni, 3861 nucleotides. RefSeq names its product solute carrier family 12 member 4 (gene kcc). Bases 452 to 3700 code for a protein of 1082 amino acids. The transcript is spliced from 24 exons. Gene Ontology annotation, cellular component: membrane. Gene Ontology annotation, biological process: chloride ion homeostasis; potassium ion homeostasis; potassium ion import across plasma membrane. NCBI's taxonomy places the organism in Eukaryota, Metazoa, Arthropoda, Insecta, Diptera, Diopsidae. Gene Ontology annotation, molecular function: potassium:chloride symporter activity. The record is from RefSeq and is a predicted model, not a curated record.
CCUAAAAUUAUCCAUAUUUUAUAAAACAUUUGCAGAAUGCGUCACAUACCGCUCGCGUACAUAAAUUCGAGUGUAUGAAUGUGUGUGUGCGCCUCAUAUCACCGCUUCUACUAUCAAUUGGCUUGACUUCACAAUACGAUUUGUAUGCUAGAAUUUUUAGUUGUAAAUAGCAUGAGAUGCCGACAAAAUGUAUGACGAACGUACAAAAAUGUGUUUCAAUAUUUCUUCAUCCACUGUUUAUUUAUUUAUUAAUGAAUUUUCGAUAAGAUUUUUUAUAAACCGAAAAAGGCGAAUAAUGAAAAACCAUCAUCAAUAUAAUUAAUUUAAAGUAUAUAUACAGCAGAAAAUAAUUUUACAUUACUCAUGCGCUUAUCAAUUACUUCAGUUUACUGUUAAACAUACAAUUGGGAAGUUGUUUGGAUGUUUUAAAGGAAAAGUGCCGAAAAGCAAAAUGCCGGAUAGAUUUAAAGUAAGCAAAGCAAAAGAAGAUGCAAAUAUAUAUCAGGAAGAUGAAGCGCAAUCGGACAAGUUACUUAAUGACACAAAUUACUUAGAUGCUGAAAGCCAAAAAAAUCAUGAAAACAACGAUAAAUCGAAAAUUGAUCCUAAUUUAUAUUUAUAUGAGGAUGAGUUAGAAACAAGACCGCAUAUAUCUAAAUUUAUUUCAUCUUUAGCUAACUAUGAAAAUACGAUACCUGCGGCGGCGGAUCCAGAUGCUAAAACACCAGCACCAUCAGCUCGUAUGGGCACGCUGAUUGGUGUAUUUUUACCGUGUAUACAAAAUAUAUUUGGUGUAAUACUUUUUAUCCGUUUAACAUGGGUUGUAGGAACUGCCGGAGCUGUAUGUGGAUUUCUGAUCGUGUUGACCUGUUGUUGUGUUACAAUGUUGACUGCAAUUUCCAUGUCUGCCAUAGCGACAAAUGGUGUGGUGCCGGCGGGAGGGAGUUAUUUUAUGAUUUCAAGAUCUCUUGGUCCAGAAUUUGGUGGAGCUGUUGGAAUGCUAUUCUAUACAGGGACAACAUUAGCCGCAGCUAUGUAUAUCGUAGGUGCUGUAGAAAUUGUUCUGACAUAUAUGGCACCGUGGGCUUCCAUAUUUGGAGACUUCACAAAAGACGCAGAAGCUAUGUAUAAUAACUUUAGAGUUUAUGGCACCAUUUUGCUUUUGUUUAUGGGCUUAAUUGUAUUCUUGGGUGUGCGCUUUGUAAAUAAAUUUGCAGCAGUAGCACUGGCUUGUGUAAUACUGUCAAUUGUGGCUGUUUACGUCGGUAUAUUUGAUAAUAUACAUGGUAAUGAAAAACUUUAUUUAUGUGUUCUUGGUAAAAGGCUGCUGAAGGAUAUACCAAUAGAAAAUUGCACCAAAGAUGAUUCAUUCCUCUAUGAUAUGUUCUGCCCUAAAGAUAAAUGCGACGAAUAUUAUUUAAAUAAUAAUGUUACACAAGUAAAGGGUAUUAAAGGACUCGCAAGUGGAGUGUUCUAUGAUAACCUAAUGCCUUCAUUUCUUGAAAAAGGACAAUUCAUUUCAUAUGGCAGAAACCUAGCUGAUAUAGAAAAUAUGGCGCCUUCGACUUAUAACCAAGUAAUGGCUGAUAUAACAACUUCAUUCACAUUACUUAUUGGUAUAUUCUUUCCUUCAGUAACUGGUAUUAUGGCUGGAUCAAAUAGAUCUGGAGACUUAGCAGAUGCACAAAAGAGUAUACCCAUUGGUACAAUAUGCGCAAUUUUAACAACAAGUACUGUUUACUUAUCGUGCGUUUUGCUCUUUGCUGGAACUGUCGACAAUUUGCUAUUACGAGACAAAUUUGGGCAAUCAAUUGGUGGUAAAUUGGUCGUAGCAAAUAUGGCAUGGCCAAAUCAAUGGGUAAUAUUGAUUGGUUCUUUUCUUUCAACCCUUGGAGCCGGUUUACAAAGUUUAACAGGUGCACCACGUUUACUACAAGCAAUUGCAAGAGAUCAAAUUAUACCAUUUUUGGCACCAUUUGCAAAGUCUUCAAAGAGGGGAGAACCUACUCGUGCCCUGCUCUUAACAAUAGUUAUUUGUCAAUGUGGAAUUCUAUUGGGAAAUGUUGAUUUACUUGCACCCUUAUUGUCCAUGUUCUUCUUAAUGUGCUAUGGAUUCGUAAAUUUAGCUUGUGCAGUUCAAACUCUACUUCGAACACCAAAUUGGAGACCACGUUUCAAAUUUUACCAUUGGUCACUCUCUUUAAUAGGGCUUACACUUUGCAUAUCAGUUAUGUUCAUGACAUCAUGGUACUUUGCAUUAAUUGCUAUGGGAAUGGCCAUAAUAAUAUACAAAUAUAUUGAGUACAGAGGUGCUGAGAAAGAAUGGGGUGAUGGCAUUAGAGGUAUGGCAUUAACAGCAGCACGUUACUCAUUACUACGAUUGGAAGAAGGUCCUCCACAUACAAAGAACUGGCGACCACAAAUUUUAGUACUUUCUAAGUUAAAUGAUAACUUUUUGCCAAAAUAUAGAAAAAUUUUUGCCUUUGCUACUCAGCUAAAAGCUGGAAAAGGUUUAACAAUAUGUGUUUCCGUUAUACAAGGGGAUCACAACAAAAUUAAUUCCAAGGCUGUUGAAGCUAAAGCUGCAUUACGCAAACUAAUGGACGAUGAGAGGGUUAAAGGAUUUUGUGAUGUCAUGGUUGCAAAAGAAAUAAGCGAAGGUUUGAGUUCAGUGAUUCAAACUAUAGGCUUAGGUGGAAUGAAACCAAAUACAGUUAUAGUUGGUUGGCCCUAUAGUUGGCGCCAGGAAGGUAAACAAAGUUGGAAAACUUUCAUUCAAACUGUUCGUACUGUAGGUGCUUGUCAUAUGGCCUUACUCGUACCAAAGGGAAUUAAUUUCUUCCCUGAGUCCAAUCAUAAGAUUGGUGGUAAUAUAGAUAUAUGGUGGAUUGUACAUGAUGGAGGGCUUCUUAUGCUAUUGCCAUUCUUAUUGAAACAGCAUAGAACAUGGAGAAACUGCAAGCUACGAAUAUUUACAGUUGCACAAAUGGAAGAUAACUCAAUACAAAUGAAAAAGGAUUUGAAAACAUUCCUUUAUCAUUUGCGAAUUGAAGCUGAUGUGGAGGUUGUAGAAAUGAUGAAUAGUGAUAUAUCAGCCUACACAUAUGAAAGAACUUUAAUGAUGGAACAAAGAACUCAAAUGUUACGAGAAUUACGUUUAAAUAAAAUAGAAAAAGCUAAAAUCGUACAGACUUUAGUGGAUUUUAAGGAAACCAACGGGGAGGAUAAGUUACCUUUGGUUCAAACAAUUGUUGAUCACCACCAUGAUUCUUCAAAAACUACGUCUACGAAAGUUAGAUUUGCUGACCCUACAACAGUAAAUACAAAUGAUUGUGAUGGGGAUAAUGCAUCGAAUAAUAUUGAAAAUGAAAACGAUCUUAAAGAAGCAAAUGAGAAUAGUCAAACUGAAACAGAAAUUUCAGAACCAAAGAAGACACCACCUAGCAAUUCACAAGCAGUUUUAAUGCCAGACGAAUUCAAUGUACGCCGAAUGCAUACUGCUGUAAAAUUAAAUGAAGUUAUUGUAAAUAAAUCACAAGACGCUCAACUGGUAAUUAUGAAUUUACCAGGACCACCAAGAAAUAUUAAAACAGACCGUGAAAGCAAUUAUAUGGAGUUCUUAGAAGUAUUAACAGAAGGCCUUGAAAAGGUGCUAAUGGUAAGAGGAGGAGGUCGUGAAGUAAUAACUAUUUAUUCUUAAAAAAUCUUUAACAUAAUAAAGAUUAUGAUGGUAUUAACAUAAUAGGCAACUUCUCAAUUCAAUCAUUUUUUAAUUAUUUUAUUUUCAAUCAAAAGUUUAAUGAUUCAUUUACAAAUAUACUUUGUACGAAAGUGUUAAUAAAUUUGUUAUAGUGAAAACUA